This is a messenger RNA of Medicago truncatula (barrel medic), 3742 nucleotides long. Its product is annotated as RNA-dependent RNA polymerase 2. Gene Ontology annotation, cellular component: nuclear RNA-directed RNA polymerase complex. Gene Ontology annotation, biological process: siRNA processing. Lineage: Eukaryota; Viridiplantae; Streptophyta; Magnoliopsida; Fabales; Fabaceae. Bases 77 to 3448 code for a protein of 1123 amino acids. The transcript has 4 exons. Gene Ontology annotation, molecular function: RNA-directed RNA polymerase activity; RNA binding. The record is from RefSeq and is a predicted model, not a curated record.
CCAUAAGUUGAAAGAAACACACUUGACUUCCCCACACAAACAUCAUCACUCAAACUACACUCUCACUGCCCUAACCAUGGUGAUUCCUUCUUCGGAAACACCCACCGUGCGCGUCACCAACAUACCCCAUACCGCCACCGCCAACGACCUUCUCCGAUACCUCGAAACCACUGUUGGCCGUUCCUCCGUCUUCGCUCUCGAAAUCUUCAGCGACUACACCAACUGGAAAUCUCGCGGCGUUGGCCGUGUCCAGUUCGAGACAUUGGAAGCUAAGUCUAAAGCCCUAACUCUCGCCGAGAACAAGAAACUUCUUCUCAGCUCCCAUUUCCUCUGUCUUGACGCUUCCUCCGAUGACAUCAUUCCUAGGCCUGCUCUUCCUCGUAACCGCAUCAACAAUGGUGCCCUUUAUGCUGGUUUUCCCAUCGGUCCUGAUUGCAUGAGCGUGCUUCAAUCAUGGGAAGGUGUUCGAGGUUGGGUUAUGCCUGAAAGGCAGAGACUUGAUUUCUGGGUUACUCAUGGUGAUCAGUGUUUUAAGCUUGAAAUUCCUUUUGAGAAUAUUUUGGAGUGUGAUGGGUAUUGUUCUGAUGAAGGUUCUAAACCCAACGCCCUUCUCUUGAAGCUGAGAUAUGGGCCAAGGAUAUAUCAGAAAAUGGCGGGGCCAAAUGUAGCUGCCAAGUUUAAGGAUGAUAGGUAUCGAUUUUGUAAGGAGAAUUUUGAGUUUAUGUGGGUGCGCACCACUGACUUCUCAACUUUAAAGUCCAUUGGGCACUCUACCUCAUUUUUUUGGGAAAUUGUGGAAGAAUCAUUUGAUUCUGAUGUUUUUCGUAGUUUUCCGCUCUACAGAGAGAAUUUGAAGGAUCUAAGUCUGGAAGAUGGAGAAAAAUUCUGUUCUCCAACUGAAACAGUUCCGCUUGUUAAGUGUCGAUUGGAUUCCAAGUUACCUUAUGAGAGUCUUUUCCAAUUGAAUUCUCUUGUUCAUACCCAGAAAAUUAGUCUUGCUUCAGUGAAUGAUGAGUUGAUUGACUUGUUGGCAAGCUUGGAUGCAGAAACUAAGGCUGUGAUUUUUCAAAAAUUGCACAAGAUGAAUUCCACUUGUUAUGAGCCUCUAAAAUAUGUGAGGACUCAAUUACACGUGCUUAGUAUAAAGAAAAAAAGUGUUCUCCCAUCACAGCAGAAAAGGUUGGUGGAUAAUAACAUAAUGAGUUGUCAUCGAGCCUUGAUUACCCCAUCAAAGAUUUAUUGCCUUGGUCCCGAACUUGAAACCUCAAACCAUGUGGUAAAGCAUUUUGCGGCAUAUGCUUCAGACUUCAUGAGGAUUACAUUUGUUGAAGAGGAUUGGAGUAAGCUUCCAAACAAUGCAAUCUCAAUCACUUUGAAGAAGGGAAUGUUCUCAAGGCCUCUUAGAACUGAAAUAUAUAAGCGGGUAUUGAAUAUUCUUCGAGAUGGGAUUCUAAUUGGAUCAAAAAGAUUUGAGUUUCUUGCCUUCUCUGCUAGUCAACUGCGGUCAAAUUCUGUUUGGUUAUUUGCUUCUAAUGAUAAAGUGAAAGCAGCAGAUAUCAGAGAAUGGAUGGGAAGCUUCAAUAACAUCCGUAGUGUUUCCAAAUGUGCAGCAAGAAUGGGUCAGUUGUUCAGUUCUUCCAGGCAAACUUUUGAAAUGGCCCCUCAAGAUGUGGAUUUAAUUCCAGAUAUUGAAAUCACCUCUGAUGGUAUAGACUACUGUUUCUCAGAUGGUAUUGGAAAAAUUUCACAGUCUUUUGCAAGGCAACUUGCAGAAAAGCUAAAAUUAGAUGAGAAUCGUAUUCCUUCAGCAUUUCAAAUUCGGUACGGUGGAUAUAAAGGUGUCAUUGCUGUUGAUCGCCAUUCUUUUAAGAAGUUAUCAUUGCGUAAAAGUAUGCUUAAGUUUGAAUCCAAAAACAGAAUGCUUUGCGUCACUAAAUGGAGUGAGUCAAUGCCGUGCUUUCUCAAUCGAGAGAUUAUAUCCCUGCUGUCCACCUUAGGAAUUAAAGAUGAGGCGCUUUUGGCAUUGCAAGAGGAUCAAUUGCAGUUGCUAGGAAAGAUGUUGACUGAUAAGGAAGCGGCCUUGGAUGUUUUGGAAAGUUUAAAUGGAGCUGAUUCAAAUAGCAUUCUAGUCAAGAUGCUGCAUAGGUUUUAUGAGCCAAACAGUGAGCCUUACCUAUCAAUGAUGCUCAAGGCUCAUUAUACGUACCAGUUAUCUGAUUUGAAAAGCAGAUGCCGAAUAUUUGUGCCCAAGGGCCGAGUCUUGAUUGGCUGCUUGGAUGAGACUGGUCUAUUGAACUAUGGCCAAGUAUUUGUCCGCAUAACUGUGGCAAAAACUAAGGAAAAGUUUGGAGAUGAAAACUUAAGGAACGUGGAUGGUGAUGAUAGCACUCGUAUUAUAGUAGGUAAGGUGGUAGUGACAAAAAACCCUUGUCUUCACCCAGGAGAUAUCAGAGUCCUUGAUGCUGUCUACAGUGAAGAAUUAGAAGAAAAGGGCUUGAGGGAUUGCCUUGUAUUUCCACAAAAAGGACAUAGGCCUCAUCCAAAUGAGUGCUCUGGAGGUGAUCUUGACGGGGAUUUAUUUUUCAUAAGCUGGGACAAAGAUCUAAUCCCAGCUCAAACUGAAAAUCCAAUGGACUACACAGGAAGAAGGCCUCGUAUAAUGGACCAUAAGGUGACUCUGGAGGAAAUACACCAAUUUUUUGUUGAUUACAUGAUCAAUGAUACUUUGGGUGCUAUCUCCACCGCACAUUUGGUUCAUGCUGACCGUGAACACGAUAAGGCCAAGAGUAGAAAAUGUCUGGAGUUGGCUGAGCUGCAUUCCAUGGCAGUUGAUUUUGCAAAGACUGGAGCUCCUGCAGAAAUGCCAAGAUCUUUGAAACCAAGAGAGUUUCCAGAUUUUAUGGAGAGGUUCGAAAAGCCUAUGUAUAUAUCCAAAGGUGUAUUAGGAAAACUCUACCGCGCCACAAUUGAUUCAAACUUGCAAGUAAGGUUUGACAUGGUCAUGUCUGAGAAGUUUGCCAAAGAAGCAUAUGAUCACCAGCUUGAAGUUGAUGGUUUUGAGGUCUUUCUUGAGACUGCCUUAAGUCACAGAGAUAUGUAUGCACAGAAGAUGAUCUCUUUGAUGAGCUUCUAUGGUGCAACGACUGAGGAUGAAAUGCUAACUGGUAACUUGCAAAACCGUGCAUCUUAUUUGCAGAGGGAUAACAGGAGAUAUGGAGAUAUGAAGGAUCGAAUUCUAAUCUCAGUAAAGGAUCUUCAGCUGGAAGCUAAAGAAUGGUUUGAAAGUGAUUGUCAGCCGCAUGAAUAUCAACUUAUGGCAUCUGCAUGGUACCAUGUGACCUAUCACCCCAAAUAUUACAUCGAAAGCUCCACUUUUUUAAGCUUUCCAUGGAUUGUCGGUGACAUUUUAUUGCACAUCAAGUCUGCAAAUGCUCCCUCUGUCCCAUAAUAGCUUUUACAUUUACAAAAAAAAUUGUCCUAAAAAGAUUGUCGCUUAGUUAUGAAGACAUACCAUUUUGUAGUAUGAGUAUGACAUGUUCAUAGCACGGGUAGCGCUUGGAUGACAUAGAUUUUGGUGACAUUGUUCUUAUCUCUCUCUUAAUCAAUCUUUAUCUCUCAUCUAAAUAAUUUAUUUUAAUCAUUCAUCUAUCAUUCUUUCUCAUCUAAAAUACACUAAUGUCACCAAUGUUACCAAAAAGCUAUGUCACUCAAGUGAAAUCCGUUUAUGUACACGUUGAUUGAA